AAUCUCAAUCUGGAUUAAUGAAUAAACCAUACUAGUGUGAAAUAGCCAAAUAGGAGAUUUUUCCGAAAUUUCAAGAUUUCUAUAUAUAUAAAGAUUCAAGAAAUCUAUGAAGAAACACAUCAGCCCAGCAAUGGAGGUAGAACAGUCUCCAGAGCAUUGCAUAUAUAUACAGUGAUACAGAUCUCUCUAAUGGAGAAGAUGAAUUUGGUUCGUUUAUGAAAGCAGAUAAUUUUUGCUUCUGUUUCUCCGGGUUUUGAGUGGUUUCUUUUCUCCGCUCCCCACCCUUCGGCCUCCGGGGGUCCCUCUCCCACCGCCCAACGCCUCCCGUCUCCCCAACGCCCAACGGUACGCACUCAACCCACCCGCCUAUAAAAGGGUUACUAUCUCCUUCGUUUUAGCCAGAUCAAUUGGUUUGUUUUCACAGAUCCAAAUGGGGAGCGAUAUUCGGGCUGGGUAGUCUGAAAGCACUUGUUCUGCAUUUCUUGGGAUGAACUAAAAUGGCUGGAAUUGCUGGAGAGUUAGAAGCUAAAAUGGAGGAUGGUGGCAAUGAUCGGUGCUGGGAUGAGUUAAUACCGGAUGCUCUUGGGUUGAUCUUCAAGAAUCUGCCGCUUCAGGAUGUGCUUACUGUCAUCCCGAGGGUUUGCAAGUCGUGGCAAAGAGCCGUGCUGGGGCCUUAUUGUUGGCAAGAGAUAGACAUUGAGGAAUGGAGCAUGAGCUCCCGCUUUGGAACUGUGGACCGCUUGCUUCAGUUGCUGAUUACGAGGUCUCAGGGUUCAAUCCGUAAGCUCGCGGUUUCUGGUGUCUCUAGUAAAGAAACCUUUGAAUUAAUCGCGGACAAUGCCAAAUAUCUGCAGGCAUUGCACCUGACGAGGUGUGAAAUCAGCGAUCCCGUCGUGGAACAGUUAGCCGGGAAGUUCAGUAACGUUACGUUCUUGGAUAUAAGCUACUGCAUCGAUAUGGGGGUGGGAGCGAUCGAAGCGUUCGGGAAGCAUUGCAAGAAUCUCACUUUCCUCCGCCGAACAAUGCACCCCCUAGAGGUCAUCGACAAGGGCGACCAGGACGACGAAGCGUACGCGAUUGCCGCCACGAUGCCGAAGCUCAAGCAGCUCGAGAUUGGGUACAUGCUCGUCACUUCAGAAAGCGUGAACGAGAUAGUCAAGAGUUGCACCGAGCUCGAAGUACUGGACAUUCGGGGAUGCUGGGGAGUUAGCAUCGACGAGAGCGUGAAGAAGAAUUCGGGAUUGAAGGUCGUUGGACCGGUCGUUUUCGACCGCUAUGAUCCGCAAGCAUGGGAAAAUUGCUCUGAUAAUUCCGGGUCGUCUGGGUACCUGCCGUGGGACUUCGUUGCCGGGGAUUUGGAUGACGAGUAUGAUAUAUCGGAUGGGGUGUGGGAGGAUGAAGAAGGUGUUGAGGAUGUGCAAAUGUGGUUUUAUGAUGGGCUGAAUACCAUCAAUAGUGGAUAUGAUUGGCCCCAAUCUCCUUGAAAGCUUGCUGGAGAAGCUUCUUAUUUCAUAUUCAUAAAGCUCCUAUCUUUCUAUUAUAGUAUAUCCCCUAUCAAACUUGUCUGCUGCAUUUGAUAUAUAAUAUAGGUGUUUAUUAUAGUGUCUGUUUAAGUAAGUGUUUCAACCAUUUGUGCUUGGAAUGGUUGUACUUUGCAAAUGAUAUAAUAAUAAAUAAAUAUAAUGCAGUUUGUUGAUUGAGUCA
This is a messenger RNA of Ipomoea nil (Japanese morning glory), 1704 nucleotides long. Its product is annotated as F-box protein FBW2-like. The transcript has 5 exons. The record is from RefSeq and is a predicted model, not a curated record. Gene Ontology annotation, molecular function: protein binding. Bases 498 to 1484 code for a protein of 328 amino acids. Lineage: Eukaryota; Viridiplantae; Streptophyta; Magnoliopsida; Solanales; Convolvulaceae.